AGCUUUGCUCGGGCGCGGUAACGUUGGAAGCGGUUGUGUGAAUGCUAUUCCUAGUCAGUAUUUUUCUUGUCGAGGCAGUGAUUUCAGACCUUCCAUUGGAUAACUGACGCUACACCACAGUCUAUCAUCAGGAACUGCAGACAGCUGAAGAAGUGACGUGGAAUUGACUUGAUUGACACAGCGACACUGGAGUAACUGCAGAGGAAGCUGCGGAAAGUGUAAAGUAAGGUAAGGUACGUGUCUGCGCUCCUGCACCGGUUCAACAUCGUGCCUCGAACUUUGGAUAAAUCAAGCCGCCAUCUUCACGACGUACUAAAUUCUUCAUUGUGUGGACCGUGAUGGUGUGGUAGAACAAAAUAAAAAGCAGUUUGACAGAGCUCUUACUUGAAGAUGGGCAAAUUAUUAAGCCUUCUUGCAAGAGAUGACUCAAAUUGUUGUUCACCACAAAAAUAUGAUGUGUUCCUUGAUUUUGAAAAUGCACAGCCAACUGAGACGGAGCAAGAAACAUUUGAAGAGGUACAAAGGGUCUUGAGAAACUCGGAAUCGAUUUUGGAAGACAUCCAGUGUUAUAAGGGAGCAGGAAAAGAAAUAAGAGAGGCUAUUUCAUCACCUACUGAAGAGUAUCAGAAGAAAGCCUGGCAGGCAGUGAUGCCUCUGGUUACAAAACUGAAAAGGUUUUAUGAAUUUUCUACAGAACUUGAGGCUGUAGUUCCAAAGAUUUUAUUCCAGCUAUGUUCGGGCUCAAUGACUCCUACCCAACAUUUAGAAACUCAACAAGCUCUGGUCAAGCAGUUUGCUGAAAUUCUUGAGUUUGUACUGAAAUUUGAUGAAUACAAGAUGAAAACACCAGCAAUACAAAAUGACUUCAGUUACUAUCGUCGCACCAUAACACGACAGCGAAUGUCAAGCAGUGAUGGUUAUGAGCACCCUGAUACAAGAGAAGUGACAAAUGAGCUGGCCAAUCACAUGUCAUUAUUUUAUGCUCAUGCUACUCCCAUGCUGAAGGUUCUGAGUGAAGCAACUACAAGAUUUGUUGCUGAGAAUCAGGACAUCCCUAUUGAAAAUACAACAGAAACUCUAGGUACUAUGGCAAAAGUUUGUUUGCGGAUGCUGGAAAAUCCGAAUUUGAUAGCCCAGUUCCAAAGAGAAGAAACACAGCUUUUCGUUCUACGAGUAAUGGUUGGACUUGUCAUUUUGUAUGAUCAUGUACAUCCACAAGGAGCAUUUGUGAAGGCUUCUAAUGUUGAUGUAAAGGGUUGUGUGAAGCUCCUUAAAGAUCAGCCUGCUGCUCGAUCAGAAGGUCUCUUAAAUGCAUUAAGGUACACUACUAAGCAUCUGAAUGAGGAGGCAACACCAAAGAAUAUAAAAAAUCUUCUUGCAGCAUGAGGAACACUGCUAUUUAGUGAUAAUAUUGUUGAUAUCAUUGCACAGUUAUAGGUGUUCUGCUCAAUGUGUACUCUGACACUAACUUGAGCAGGAUGACAAAAACAGCAGGUGUUUUGUGUGAUGUAUGUGCAUAUGAACAAAACAAUGGAUUAUAUAGAGAAAAUUCAUAUUCAUGUAAACAUUCAAACAGCAAAUGUUACCACCAGUGUGUGCAUUACAGUACAUGUGAAAUUGUGUAUAUUGAAAAGGACUGGUUGCUUAAUGUCUCUUGAAGUUCUUGCCAGAUAAACACUCUUAAAAUUAGAUUGGUUAUGCAUCUUAAAAAUACAGUGGGCAAGAAGCAAGCAAAUUAUUUGAAUGUGUGACUGCCUGGUAAAUGUGGACAGUUUGUGAAAUUAUGGUCCAUAUUAUAUAAGUUGCUGUUUCAUGAGAGACAAACUAUGGAGUUCCAUGGACAUAUUUCACUUUAAAAAAGUCCAAUUCCAUCAUGAUUAAUGUGGUUACAAGUUGUUCCAGUAAAGCUUUAAAAUUUUGCCUGCAAUAGAGUAACUCUAUUAAAAUUCUUUAUGUUUACGUGAUGGUAAACUCCUUGAAGAAAAGUAUCAGAGCAGAUUAUUAUAUUAAGUAUUACUUUUAAGUUUACAUGAACAAAUGUCAGAAUUUAUUUAUGUAACCAUAUUAGGCUGCCUGUACAUUUCAAUCAACUGAUUAUUUAAUAAACCAGUUGAAGUUUUAUUAAAAAAACUUGCAUGUCUCUCACUUACGUAGUGACAUGCUGGAUAAAUAUCCUUCAUUCUCUUCCGUAGUGUUCUUAUAAUGAAAGAACCUUCCAAGUGAUGGUUUUCUUUAUCUCUCUUCGAAAAUAUUCAAGCUUCCAUUAUGAUAACUGUGAUGCAUAUUGUUUGGUGUCACUGCCACUGUUUGAAAGAGUCUCUUUUACUAUUGUGUGUUCAUUGAAAUAUAUUAAGUGUUUUAAUUUAUUAACAAAAUUCAAAAUGUAUAGGUCACAGCAGUUGAUACAAGAAUAGAAGUAGAUUUUGACUGAUGCUGCAUUGGCAUGGGCAAGUGUGUGUGUGUGUGUGUGUGUGUGUGUGUGUGUGUGUGUGUGUGUGUGUGUGUGUCAGAUUUUUUAAAACAGUUUUCAUGGUGUAGUUACUCAACUGCAAAAUGGGAGCAUGAUAUGUGCAACAGAAAAAAGGCACAAUUUAAUGCGUAUGCUCAAGUGAUCAUUCCACACAUUUUUUAAAUAAUUUUGUGAAUAUACUUUGAAGUUAUUACUUUUGCAGCCGUGCCUGUUGUAAAGCAAUGUAUUUAAAAAAGAAAUUAAAAUUAUUCUGUCAGAACUGAAAUUGCAUUUGAAGUUGGAUUGAUGCAUGCAUGUGUGUGUGUGUGUGUGUGUGUGUGUGUGUGUGUGUAGUGCUGCAAUUUUUUUGGUGGGAUGGGGAGGGUUUUUGGUGAGACGGAAAAGGGGGGGGGGGUAGGAGGCUAUACAGUUCUCUAACUAAGAGCUAAAAGGCUGUUUAUUAUGAGGCCAAGCAUUGAUAAAUCUUGUUUCAUACUACUUUGAAAAGGACUGAUUAUAUACCAUAGAAAACACAACAUUAAUUUGAAAACUAAAUGCACAUGUGAAUUCAAUUUGCAGUUUUGUCUUCCUGUUCUGCUUAGUGUUUUCCAUACAUCGUGUACCUUUGUUGGGGUGUAUUUAGAUAUUUCCACCCAUUAAAAAGAUGUAGUGAGGACAGUUUCAAUUCUAUAUAUAACAUCUUAGGAUACUAUCUUACAGCUAUUUUCUGUCUUUCAGUGACAACUGUUAUUUACUUCUUACCAUUUUUCUUGAAAUAUUUCUUUUCCUGCAUACCCCUAAAAACACUUCAACCAAGCAAUAUCCAUUUUCAGAAUAUGAAUUUCAAAUCCUUGUUGGUGGGGUACUGCUAUCAGGAACAACUGUUUAUUGCUGCUCUCUGGCUGGCUUCUGUAACGUCCUACCACUGCUGUUUGAUUCUAAUUGUAGGAUUAAUUACAGUGCACAAAAUAUGAAAGUACAAGACACAUUGUGUUCCCUAUUCAGAGUGAUACUAGACAUAACAGUGUCAUACAGAAGUUCCUGAUUUAUAUUGCUACUAGGCACCAGAGAAUAGUACUGCAGCACUCUGCAGUUAUCAAUAUAAUAUAUUCUUCCCAUAAAUUUGCAGAACUUCAUUUUGUGCAAAGGUGCUGUGAUGAAGUGUCUAGAUUGUAUCAUUAAGUGUAAAUUUUUUAAUACAAGAAAAAUAUGUAGAACAGAGGGAACAUUUUGCUGAAAUAUUGUUUGCAGAUGUAUAAUGGUUCACUGUGUCCUCAGUUUAUAAGAAAGUGAUAUAAUUUUAUGAAGAGAGAGCAGAAUCACCUGUAUGUAGGGCUGUAUAUACAGGCAGUCUCACUAUUGAAAUGUUUAGAGUAAUCACCUUUACCAACACAUAUGAAUAAGAAAGGCUUUAAUACUUUGUCAUAUCAAUCAAGAAAUGUGUUAAUAAAUAAUUUUUAUUUAUUUCUGUACAUAAAUACUUGGAAUUUAUAUAAUGUUACCAUUUGUAUGUUAAUGAAAAUAGGUGCACAAACGUUGCUAUGAAUGUACAAAUUUUUAUCUGCAUGUGUGUAAAACAGAAAAAGUGGUGUGCUUAUAAUAGCAUGAAUGGUCUGUAUAUAUAAUGGAAGACAUUUCAGCAUGUGUACAAAUUGUCUUUAGUUUUUAUCUGCACUGUGUUACAAAAGUGAGUAGUUUGCAGUGAUGUAAGAGAUGUUUGUGGCAGAAAUUGUGUAUGCUGAUUCUAGAUUAGACAAUACUCGACAGAGGAUAAAAUGUUUUUGUUAAUGUGUUAUGAACCUGUACUUCCAGUUUUAAAUGAGAAUGAGUACCAGUGUAUGUUUGAAAUUUGUGAUAAUGAUUGUGUAAUUAUGUUUCUUUUUGUUAGUGUUUGCCUGUGUACUUUGUGAAAGUUCAAAGUUGUGUUUGUAAACUGUGCCU
Messenger RNA from Schistocerca nitens (vagrant locust), 4390 nucleotides. Its product is annotated as CYFIP-related Rac1 interactor B. The transcript has 12 exons. Lineage: Eukaryota; Metazoa; Arthropoda; Insecta; Orthoptera; Acrididae. The record is from RefSeq and is a predicted model, not a curated record. Gene Ontology annotation, molecular function: small GTPase binding. The coding region runs from base 391 to 1386 and encodes 331 amino acids. Gene Ontology annotation, biological process: regulation of actin filament polymerization.